Molecule: messenger RNA, 460 nt
Organism: Neocloeon triangulifer
Lineage: Eukaryota; Metazoa; Arthropoda; Insecta; Ephemeroptera; Baetidae
Product: E-selectin-like
Exons: 4
Coding region: 29-460 (143 amino acids)
Source: RefSeq, a predicted model, not a curated record
CGCAGCCUCCGAGUGCUGCAAACGGAACAUGCAACUUUUGAGCAUUGAGAAUGCUCAGGAGACGUUGUGCUUGAGCUCAAUGAUCGCCAGGCCAAACUACGGAGGUUUUGGGCCAAGCUUUUGGACUGCUGGCAGUGAUCAAUACCACGAAAACUGGUUCAUUUGGUGCACGGCAACCACAACAAAAAAUAUAUCGUCAGAUUUCAAAUGGGGAUCAGGGGAGCCGAACAACGUCAACAGUGAAAACUGCGUAGAAAUGGGUGUGACAUCAGGCACGCCACCCAACAAUGUUUACUACAACGACGUAAAUUGCUUGACUUAUUCAACUAAAUACAUUUGCGAAACUUAUGAGCCAGGAUGUUCUAUGCCCAGUUGCCCCAAUUUCACCUGCCAAACGGAUGCAGCCAAACAAGUUCUGAUGGAACAUUCAGACAAGCGUGUGGCAAACAAUAUUUCAUAA